AACAGUUCAGUUCCUUUCACUGAACACGCAACAAUUCCCGAGAUGAAGUUCCUGAUCAUCCUUGCCCUGGCCGUGGCCGCCUCCGCUUUCCCGGAGCCGGAGCUGAAGCACCGCAACCGCGAGAUGCCCGUGGUCGACAGCAUCGAGGGCCGCAUCACCGGAGGCAAAAACGCCGCCGUCGGCCAGUUCCCCUACCAGGUGGGACUCUCCUUGAAGGUGAGCGCCUUGUCCAGCGCCUGGUGCGGUGGCUCUCUGAUCGGAAGCCAGUGGGUGCUGACUGCUGCCCAUUGUACCGACGGAAUUCAGUCCGUGACCGUCUAUCUGGGUGCCACCGUGCGUACCUCCGCUGAAGUUACCCACACCGUGGCCAGCUCCGGAAUCAUCAUCCAUUCCGGCUGGAACAGCAACACUCUGCGCAACGACAUCUCCUUGAUCAAGAUCCCCGCCGUGAGCGUCUCCAGCAAGAUCGCUCCCGUCAAACUGCCCGCCAUCGCCAACUCGUACUCCUCCUACGCCGGUGAAACCGUGGUCGCCUCCGGAUGGGGCCGCACCAGCGACUCGUCCAACUCCGUGGCCACCAACCUGCAGUACGUCGACUUGAGCGUCAUCACCAACACCGUCUGCGCCAGCACCUACGGCACCUCGAUCGUGACCAGCUCCAACAUUUGCGUGUCCACCGGCAGUGGCAAGUCCACCUGCAACGGCGACUCCGGCGGUCCUCUGGUCCUCAAGAGCAACUCCGUCCAGGUCGGUCUGACCUCCUUCGGUGCCGCUGCUGGCUGCGAGAAGGGCUACCCCGCUGCCUUCACCCGUUUGACCAGCUACCUGGACUGGAUCAAGUCCAACACUGGCAUCUCCUACUAAGGAGUGGUCCGGAACUUACAUUUCGCACAAAAAUAAAAUGAAUUAUAACGAA
Molecule: messenger RNA, 916 nt
Organism: Drosophila elegans
Lineage: Eukaryota; Metazoa; Arthropoda; Insecta; Diptera; Drosophilidae
Product: serine protease 1
Exons: 2
Coding region: 43-864 (273 amino acids)
Biological process (GO): proteolysis
Molecular function (GO): serine-type endopeptidase activity
Source: RefSeq, a predicted model, not a curated record